AAAUGGAGCCGAUAACUUUAACAGCAGGGUAGGAAGAGGGGAAAAAACCGUCUGGCAUCAGUCGAUAUUAAAAACAUGCAGAGGGAGACAAGCUCGGGGCCUUCCAGAGUCAGGAAAAAGACUUCGGAGAGCUGCAGACAGGAGAUGGGUAUGGCAUUUCUAUUUCCCCCCAGCCCAUUGAUUUGUUUAUGAAAACAUAGCGCUUUUAUUCUCCCCCCUUCUGGGCUCUGCUUCUGAGUGAUCAGCUGAUGAAGAGACUAGCAGCUCGCCGCUAUGCUGGCUUGCUAAUUCUCUCCCCAACAGCUGCAGCCGAUCCUGGUAGCCAGCCUGCACAUUGCACUCAGCCUGAGGCAGCAGAGAACGGUUCCCUGGAGGCGAUGGAGGAGGACAUCAGUCUAAAGAAGCGUAAAAGUGAUCAUCAUGGGGAGACAGACCUGCAGGCCGGGCAGGAAACAGGGGAAACGGUCAAAAGGAAGCGAGGACGCCCACCUGCUGAGAAACUACCUCCGAACCCUCCUGAACUCACCAGAACUCUGAGCACUCUGGUAGACAUGGUCAUCAACUACAAGGACGGCUUGGGUCGACAGAUCAGCAAAGGCUUUGUGCAGCUCCCCUCUAAGAAGGAGGUCCCAGAGUACUACGAGCUGAUCCGGAAGCCUGUGGACUUCAGGAGGAUCAGGGAACGUGUGCGUAAUCACAAGUACAGAAGUGUGGUGGAUUUGGAGAAGGACGUCUUCCUCCUGUGUCACAAUGCUCAGACCUAUAACCUGGAGGGAUCUCAGAUCUAUGAGGAUUCCAUUGUCAUUAAGUCUGUUUUUGAGAGUGCGAGACAGCGAAUUGUCACAGACGAGGAACAGAAAGUGACGGUUAGCGCCAGUCACAGCGAUAAUGGCGGCGGAGCUGAAGACCAAUUUGUUCCAUCAGCAGUGAAACCAUUUCCAGUCCGGCUGAAGAAGGGGAAUAAAGAGGAAAGACGCAGAAACGACAUGGCCAAGAGGCUUCACAGUGAUUUAGACAGCGAUGAGGAUCUAGAGGAUAGCUCCACAAAAGAUGAAGGUUGAACUGAAGGACCCUCAAUUUUUUUGUAUUGUUGUUCAUAUUUAUUCCCUACCACGUCCUUUUCAUUGGUUUCUUCAUUAUCUGAGACAGAAAAGGAAAUGAUAUAGCAGAAAGGACCACUCAAAGAGAGCCACUUAUGGAACAAUGCGAUGUAUUCUCAUGCCACUCAACCAUGUCUUGCUGCAAAUAGUGCUGUUCUUUUCAGUUAGCUGGCCUUUUACUACACUUCCCCUUUUAUCUGCCUUAUGUCUCUGUGUUUGCUUCUGAAAAUAUUAUGUAAGAUACCCGUUUUCUCUGACUGUUUUUAAUCAAUAUAUUUGAUUGUAUGAAAUGCCUUCAUAUGUCUUGGAGCAUGGUUUGUAUGUCUCUUCUGAAGAGGACUCCUGCAGCGUAGCACCGCUGAUGACAAUGCUGACAUGUUCAAGGCUUGGGAGUUGAAGCACACGGAAAGGUGUUUUUAAAGAAAAACAAUGAAAAAUGAACACUGUAAAAUCUCUGAAUGUGAUUUUAGAGAUAAUACAUCUUUGAUCAAAUGUAAAAAAAAAAUGAAAGAGACUACAAAUAGGUCUAUUCAAGAGUACUCAAGUCGAACAUUUGUAUCCCUUGUGCUACAGUUUAUUCACAUAUUGUACAGUUUGUGUGACAAUUAAGUUAAAAGAAACAACGUUCAUUUACU
Gymnodraco acuticeps is the source of this 1735-nucleotide messenger RNA. Its product is annotated as probable global transcription activator SNF2L2. The record is from RefSeq and is a predicted model, not a curated record. The coding region runs from base 249 to 1061 and encodes 270 amino acids. The transcript has 6 exons. Gene Ontology annotation, biological process: chromatin remodeling. Gene Ontology annotation, molecular function: protein binding. Gene Ontology annotation, cellular component: RSC-type complex. NCBI's taxonomy places the organism in Eukaryota, Metazoa, Chordata, Actinopteri, Perciformes, Bathydraconidae.